AUGGAGGCCAUCAAAGACACAGUAAACAACGCGCUUGAGAAGCUCAACAUUGGCGGGGGCACCCAGGGAGCAGCCCCAGCGAAGGAGCCAUCAGAGGAACAGCUCAACGAGCUCAAGUCAAAGUACCAGAAGGCUGGCCAGGAGCAAGUAUUUGCCUUCUACGACAAACUCUCUGCCUCGGAGAAGGCGACUCUCUACGAGCAAUUGAGCAACUUCAACCCCGACUACAUCAACGAAAUCACCGAGCGUGCACUCCACCCCGCCCAGUCCGAAGCCACUGAGACCAAGCUCGAACCUCUUCCAGAAAAUGCCACAUCCUCGGUCCUUGACUCUUCGCAGGGAGAUCUCGACCAAUGGUACAACAGCGGUCUGGAGCUGAUUGCUGAGAACAAGGUUGCCGUCGUGCUCAUGGCCGGUGGUCAGGGCACUCGUCUUGGUAGCUCCGCACCAAAGGGCUGCUUUGACAUUGGCCUGCCCAGCAAGAAGAGCCUGUUCCAGCUCCAGGGUGAGCGCAUCAGGAAGGCCGAGAUCGGACCUACUCGAGGGCCCACUGCAGACUUCUUUGCAAAGCACGACUACUUUGGUCUGAAGAAGGAGAAUGUCGUCAUCUUCGAGCAGGGUGUUCUACCGUGUAUUUCAAACGAGGGAAAGAUUCUACUAGAGAGCAAGUCAAAGGUUGCGGUUGCACCUGAUGGCAACGGUGGUCUCUACCAAGCCCUCAUCCAAUCUGGCGUCGUAGCAGACAUGGGAAAGCGUGGUAUCCAACACAUUCACGCAUACUGUGUCGACAACUGUCUCGUCAAGGUUGCAGACCCCGUCUUUAUCGGCUUCUCUGCAUCCAAGAACGUCGACAUCGCUACCAAGGUCGUCCGUAAGCGUAACGCUAAGGAGUCAGUCGGUCUCAUUCUCCAGAAGAACGGCAAGCCAGAUGUUGUUGAAUACUCUGAGAUCUCAACCGAAGACGCAGAGGCCAAGGACUCCAAGGACUCUGAACUGCUCAAGUUCCGCGCUGCCAACAUUGUCAACCACUACUACUCAUACAAGUUCCUCGAAAGCAUCCCGGAGUGGGCAAAGAAGCUUCCGCACCACGUUGCGCGAAAGAAGAUUCCUUUCGUCAACACCGAGACUGGCGAGACGGUCAAGCCAGAGAAGCCAAACGGCAUCAAGUUGGAGCAGUUUGUCUUUGAUUGCUUCCCCUUCCUUACUCUGGAGAAGUUUGCUUGCAUGGAAGUAAAGCGUGAAGACGAAUUCUCUCCACUGAAGAACGCCCGAGGAACCGGCGAGGACGACCCCGAUACUAGCAAGCAAGACAUCAUGACCCAGGGCAAGAAGUGGGUUCAAGCUGCUGGUGCCACUGUUGUGAGCGAGGAUCCCAAGGAUGGUAUCGAGGUUUCACCGUUGAUCUCCUACGGCGGCGAAGGCCUCGAUUUCCUCAAGACCAGGUCCCUCAAGGCCCCGGCAGUUAUUGAGUCUGAAGAUUAGAAGCGCUCCGGACCGAGAAACACGUUCCUUUUUGCAUGAUAGCACGUCUCACAUGCAACAAGAACGGUCGAUGGCACUGGACUGGGAAAAUAGAUAGACACGAAUGAUAUGAACCUCACGAACGACGUCUUCGAACU
Pyrenophora tritici-repentis Pt-1C-BFP is the source of this 1619-nucleotide messenger RNA. The record is from RefSeq and is a predicted model, not a curated record. NCBI's taxonomy places the organism in Eukaryota, Fungi, Ascomycota, Dothideomycetes, Pleosporales, Pleosporaceae.